This is a messenger RNA of Nezara viridula (southern green stink bug), 728 nucleotides long. NCBI's taxonomy places the organism in Eukaryota, Metazoa, Arthropoda, Insecta, Hemiptera, Pentatomidae. The record is from the annotation of a GenBank genome assembly.
CUGUCACUUGGACAAAAAACAAAAUAAAAAAAAAAUUGAAAUUUUAUAAAGGUUAUACGGAAGAUGAUUGGAAAAGGUGAUAAGAAUCUUUAGCCUUGUAAUGAUGUUUGUUUCUAUUUAGAACUGUUUUCUUUAAAUUAGCUUGGUAAUUGAAGUUCUAUUUUAUCAAACGUAAAAAACUUCCAUCACCCAAGAGAUUAAAUUACAGUUUGACUAAGAAGAUUAACUUUUUUAAUACCAUCUUCGAGAUCCUCACUCCAGCAGCUCAUUAACAUGAAGCAGAUUUUAGUGAUGGGAACAUAUUUAUAAGAAGAAGCUGGGAUGGAUCGAUAGUAACAGUGUUCUGAUUCAUAGAGGGAAAAUUCUUCGAAGUACAUUGUGCUUUCAUUGGCAGAAAUGAUGGGCGGCGGAGAAUGCUCUGAAUCGGUUACUGUGGGCGAGCCCAGAGGACAGCUGAAGACUGGAGACACGGGCCAGUGGUUGCCUUCACACUGAUCGUCUGCUUCCAGGGCAUUCACCACCAUUCUCCAGCACCCCAAACCUUUGAAGGUCUUGGCAAGAGGUCAUGGUCUAAAGAAAUUCCACGAACUCUUAACAAACGUUUAAGAAAAUGUCACUAUAAGGGAAAUUGGAGACUAUUUUGGACGAUGAAUGUUCAAUUCUUAAUUUUUUUUUCUUUUUUGUAAAUGGAAACAGAUUCAACAUAUUUUAAGAUAAAAAUGUUUUUC